Messenger RNA from Scatophagus argus, 1935 nucleotides. RefSeq names its product T-cell acute lymphocytic leukemia protein 1 homolog. NCBI's taxonomy places the organism in Eukaryota, Metazoa, Chordata, Actinopteri, Scatophagidae. Gene Ontology annotation, biological process: regulation of transcription by RNA polymerase II. Gene Ontology annotation, molecular function: protein dimerization activity; RNA polymerase II cis-regulatory region sequence-specific DNA binding; DNA-binding transcription factor activity, RNA polymerase II-specific. The transcript has 3 exons. The record is from RefSeq and is a predicted model, not a curated record. The coding region runs from base 1021 to 1590 and encodes 189 amino acids.
AGCUGAGUGUGUGUGUGUGUGUGUGUGCGUGUGUGUGUGAGAUGAGGCUUCAUCCUCAGUUCCCACCUGUCUUGGCUGGUUUAUCUGAUCUGAGAUCAGUGAGUUAUUCAGCUCUCUUUGAACACCAGUGGUGGGAAACUGUAGUCCUUUUAAUCAAGUACUUCAAAGUACUUUUACUUGAGUGUUUCCAUUCGAUGCUACAUCUCCAAGGCAAGUCUUGUACUUUUACUUCACUGAGUUUCUCUGAGAGCUCGAGCUGCUCUGCGGAUUCAUAACAUUCAUACAACGUAGGAUCAACCAGCCGUAAGGUGAAACGUCACACGCAGGCCAGUGAAAAGGACGAUCCAGACUCCGGGUUCGGUGUGAGGUCAGAGCGCCACCUUCAGUCAGCGGGGACACUUACAGCAUGCUGCCUUCACACGCGCACACGUGUGGUAACCACAGAAGGAGGAUCGAGGAUCCCUGAGCUGACACGAAGUGGACCACCGAGUCCAGCUGACAGGGUUUCUGUGCAUGAGAGCGUGCAUUCUGUCAGUGUGUGUGUGUGUCCUGCUGGGUGUAGAAGACUACACACAGGAUGAGUACACUUCAGUCUCACUUCGAUUCUUGUUGCCAUGGAAACAUGUCAGACGCCUGUUGGACUUAUGAGAUGUGAGGUCAUAUCAAGUCCAUCGUGUCCAUCUCAGCUGAGGAGUCCUGGGACGGUCUGAAGGUGGUGGUUGGGCGAAGGGGGGUGCAGACCCCCCCCCGGGGUCGUGACGGAGGAGAAGGAGACGCCGGAAAACACGACUCCUGCGGCGGGGGAGGUGCAGAUCCCAGGGGUGCUGCUUCCUGGGACCCUCUUUCUGUCUGAGUUUAAUGGGACGGUCAUUGUUAACGGGGUCUCCAUGGAAACGACGCGUCACGACUCGCGGCUCGGUAUAAAAGAGGCAGCGGGACGCGGAGAGGACAGUGAGGUCCAGGUCCAGGAUCCCCGAGUGUCUGCUGCCCCGGAGCCGCCAGCUGAGUCCUGCACGAGAGAUGCUGCACGAGGCCGCGCGUCGCCUGAGCACCUGGAACAGAGGACCACACCGAUGCGUCUCCAUGAAACAAAGAGCGACUCCAGACGAGAUGAACCUCAGUGCCGGUUCUCGUCAGCGGACGGUCCGUCGGGUCUCCACCAACAGCCGGGAGCGCUGGCGGCAGCAGAACGUAAACGGAGCGUUCGCUGAGCUGCGGCGGCUCAUCCCCACACACCCACCCGACCGGAAGCUCAGCAAGAACGAGAUCCUGCGCCUCGCCCUCAAGUACAUCAACUUUCUGGACCGGCUGGUGAUGGACCAGGACCACCCAGCAGGCCCCCGGGCCCGAGCGGGGAGCCUUGAGCAGGAGGACGGGCUGCAGGGGGCGCUGUCUCCCGGCUCCAGCUGUGAGGGCUCAGUGGAUGGGCACUCAGACAGCCUGAUGGAGGAGCAGGACUGUGGAGGACCUCUGCAGAACCUCCACCUGGCCUCCAGCUACAGCUGGCCAGAUGGGCUGGAUCCCGAGGACCAGCAGGACGAGUCAAACAUGUUAAUGCAAAGCUUACAAAACAGCGGUAUGGCCCUUUAAAGCGGGACCCAGCGGAGGAGCACAAGAGUUCAUGUGAUAUUCACAUUUAUCGGUGUAGUUAUUCUUAAUGAAUUAGUGGACAUGUGGCGCGUUUGAUGUUCGUGUGUUUCACCGGAAGUUCUGCCGGAAGUUCUCAGCAGAAGAAUCAGUAACCAGAUUCAGUUUCUUUAAUGUUAAAGGAACUUUUGGUGCUUUUAUUAGUUUUAUUCUUGUAUUAAAUUUCUUGUUCAUUGCGAUGUUUGACAUAAAUGUUUGUUAUAAAACUGAUUACUUUCAUCUGUGAUGCACAAAUGUUUCUGUGAGAAUACAGAAAAAUAAAAAUAAAAAGUGAUUCGUUGCAACUUA